AUUCUCAGUAAGCAUUAUUAGAGAGCGGUAUGCUUAACUAACACAUUGCUUGGCUGGAAAUGAAAGCCGGGCUGGUGCAGGUUCGGAGGCGGUUAAAUUAUUUUGCAGUCGCGGAAUCUGGAGAGUCAGGAAAUGGAUGCCUCAGACACACACAUACACACACACACACACACUCUCUCUCUCUCUCUCUCUCUCUCUCUCUCUCUCUCUCUUACUACGGAGCACCUUUCUUUCUUACCCUCUCUUUUGUACGGAGGUGGAGACUUCAGUCUCACUGACUGGUACGGAGUACUAUAGUUAGGGACGGACCA
Aspergillus aculeatinus CBS 121060 is the source of this 311-nucleotide messenger RNA. RefSeq lists its product as uncharacterized. The transcript has a single exon. The record is from RefSeq and is a predicted model, not a curated record. Bases 60 to 278 code for a protein of 72 amino acids. Lineage: Eukaryota; Fungi; Ascomycota; Eurotiomycetes; Eurotiales; Aspergillaceae.